Molecule: messenger RNA, 2872 nt
Organism: Owenia fusiformis
Lineage: Eukaryota; Metazoa; Annelida; Polychaeta; Sabellida; Oweniidae
Source: the annotation of a GenBank genome assembly
CCCCACAGCGGCUAUACCUCAAUGUCAUAUGGUCACGAAUCCACUAAAGCAACUGAGAAUAUUAAUCAGACGGUUGCAGAAUGAUAGAACAUGGAACUCACAGGGUGGAUUAUAUAAUUGUAGGAGUCUCACUGACUGAAAUUGACAGCGAGAACCUCGAAGAUUAGGGUAGCUUUGUUUUUGCCUGAAAAUCAUACGUUUAUUCGUUGUACGUUGAGACUGCAGGCUUGACCAAGUCGUGAGUGACCAGUAGUGUGGUAAUAAAUAUGGGAAAGAUGUCUCUGCUGUUCCACAUGGUCUACAUCUUCAGCUACCUAACAACCAGUAUAAUAGCAGACCACGUGUUUCCGUGUAAAGUCGGGUGGUCAGUCCUUUGGUGGAAGGUGUUUGACAGAACGCUUGUUGGUGAUAGCAGAAAGUUAUUGAAGGGCAUCUCUCUCACAGAGUGUAGAUACGCGUGCCUUGUGGAGAAAACAUUCCAAUGUAGAUCGCUAUCCUUCUCGCCCAAGGUUGACAAAGGUCAUUGUAUUAUGUACGGCAAAACACGCUGGCAGGACACUCUCGCUUACCAACAUUCACAAGUAUACAGCUACCACGAAUGGAAAUGUGUAGAAGAGAGAUGUCCUGACCAAUCGGCAAACGAGAUUAAGUGGAACGUCUUACCAUAUAAGGUCAUAACAGGGCAUAAUAACAAGCGCUACUCUGGUGUCUGGAACUACGACGAAUGUCGAGGUCUUUGUUUGUCAGAGGAAACAUUUAAAUGUAGGUCAAUAGAAGUGAAUAUCUACAAUGGUGAAUGCUUUCUUUCUUCGAUGACCAGAGACGACGAGAAUACAGAAUUCACACAUGGCAACUACUACUACCAUCAAGUUGUUCCAUGCACAGAAUCUACGGGCUGGUCUACCUGGACACCGUGGUCCUCGUGGGGUCCGUGUAGCAUGACAUGCACAGGAGGUACGUUGAGCCAGGGUAGUCGAUCCAGGACAAGCAGACGCAAAUGUCUCAAUCCAGGACGCAUGGCAUAUCCAUCAGAGGGUUGCGUGGACGAGGCCAAUAGAACAAACACAGAGAUAUGUUAUACAUCACGGCCCUGUCCGCCAGUUCAUGGCAGUUGGGGUGACUUCGGCCCAUGGAGUAAGUGCACAGUAACAUGUGGAAAUGGUAUAGAGUUCAGUAAAAGGAAGUGUGACAAUCCUAUGCCAAUGUAUGGGGGAGAUGAGUGUUUGGGUAACUCUGUGCGAAUUAGAAAUUGUACCAGCGCAAUAUCAUACUGUCCAGUAAAUGGUGGAUGGAGUGAGUUUGGUCCCUGGAGCAGCUGUAGUAGGACAUGUGAGGCAGGCGUGAUGUACAGAAUCAGAGAUUGCUCCAAUCCUACCCCUCAGCAUGGUGGCCAACCUUGCAUUGGUAGCACUCGUCAAGUCAUCAACUGCACAUUAGUGACAAACUGUCCAGUGAAUGGAGGUUGGGGAGCAUUUGGGCCAUGGAGCAACUGUGGAGCCACAUGUGGGAAAGUCACCAAACAGCGAUUUAGACAAUGUGAUAACCCAAAACCAAAGUUCAGUGGAAGUAACUGUGAGGGCCAACCUAGCGAGAUAGCUGAAUGCAUAGAUAUAGGACUAUGUCCAGUGAAUGGUAACUUCUCUGACUGGUCCAGAUGGUCAGGUUGGAGCGGUUGUAAUAGUUCCUUGUGUUACCAUGGCGACGGACUUGCAUUCUAUGGUACGAGAACACGAUCUAGGCGGAGAAUGUGCGACAAUCCAGUUCCUAUGUACGGUGGCGAGGAGUGUGUAGGGAACAAAACAGAGACGAUAUACGGAAUCUGUAGUUUUGUUGAUUCAUGUAUUGCUGUUGAUGGUGGAUGGACUGAGUUUAGUGCCUGGACACGUUGUAACGUUUCAUGUGGUGUCGGUGUUAUAUUUAGAGAGAGGAGCUGUAGCAACCCUGAACCAAGAAAUGGAGGAAGCAGCUGCAUUGGUUCCACUAUAGAAAGGGUUGAUUGUUACAGUGGAAAACCUUGCCAAGGUGUUAAUGUAUUUGUUGCCAAUGGUACAAACACGAGUCUUUCAAAUGAACAAUUCCAGCCAUAUUUCAUCCGUACAUUGUCUCUGAUAAUUGGACUUGUGAUUGUCAUCAUCUCAGUGAUUGCUGCAAUCUGUAUCUAUUUAAGGUGUAAAAUUAGGAAACCACCUCGGCGAAGUCUCGUUUUGGAGAAAAUUCCUGGCAUUUUAGACAAAUAUGACACCGACGAGCAGAACAAAUAUAACAAUACCAAGCUAGUAUUGAAUCCAUACGCGGAGAAAAAACGUGUUGAAAAUUUAAGAAAAUCCUUCCGCAUAGAGGAUAUAGACCUCAAAGAGUUUAGUACUGAGGAGAGAGAACAGCUAUGUGCUGGCCUUUUAGAAUUACCAGAAGAUGUUGGAAGACAUAGAGAAACUAAUUUAAGUCGUCCCAACUCAUUCUGUGGAGACAGUUCACCUACGACUAACAGACAUUGUGAAAUAGCAGAACCUGAUGUUGUUCUGUCCGCAUCACAUUUACAUACGAAGGUGAAAUCAAAACAACCAAUGAUGUCUACAGCAAUAAGUAAUGUUUUAUAGUUUAAACGUAUAUGAUACUGUCAGAUGAUUUGCUCAUUAAUUGACUUGAGAUCUCUAUUUAAGUCAGGCAUUCGGUUAUUUAUUUAUUUAUUUGUAACACUGUGUAUAAAAAGUAUGAAGAAAAGAAGUAGUCAGCAAGCAAGUAAUACUCGCACUAGAACCUGUUGUCAACAUACUGAUCCGUUGUCAUGAGAGGGUGUCAUGUUGGAUACGUGUAAUGUUUAUGCAAUACAGAAAAAGCCUCUUAGUAAUUGGAAACUGUAAAAAUUAUUAUG